Prinia subflava (tawny-flanked prinia) is the source of this 2036-nucleotide messenger RNA. RefSeq names its product kelch domain containing 2 (gene KLHDC2). The transcript is spliced from 14 exons. Lineage: Eukaryota; Metazoa; Chordata; Aves; Passeriformes; Cisticolidae. The record is from RefSeq and is a predicted model, not a curated record. Gene Ontology annotation, molecular function: protein binding. The coding region runs from base 171 to 1394 and encodes 407 amino acids.
UUCUCAGUGUUAAUUUCGGGCUGGUCCGGCUGCCCUCACGGUUCAUUCCGCGCUGCCCGCGCCUGCGCGGCCCCGCCGGAAGGUGCCGCCCGCCCGGCGGAUGUUGCGGCGCGGCCGCGGCUGAGGGAGGGACGGCGGAGCGGCAGCGCCGGGGCCGCGCACGUCCCGAGAUGGCCGAGGAGAACGAGGAGCUGCCGGCGGACGAGGAGCUGCCGGCGCCGGCCGAGGAGGGCUUCGAGCAGCUGGAGAACGACAGCCCCGCCGAGCGCAGCGGGCACGUGGCGGUCACCGACGGGCGCUGCAUGUACGUCUGGGGAGGAUACAAGAAUGCCCAGGUCCGGGGGUUUUAUGACUUCUACCUGCCUAGGGAUGAGAUAUGGAUCUACAACAUGGAAACUGGAAGAUGGAAGAAGAGCAAGACAGAGGGAGACGUUCCCCCGUCCAUGUCUGGCAGCUGUGCCGUGUGUGUGGACAGGGUGCUUUAUCUCUUCGGGGGGCACCACGCCCGCGGCAACACCAACAAGUUCUACAUGUUGAAUGCCAGAUCCUCGGACAAAGUGCUGCAGUGGGUGAGAGUGGAGUGCCAGGGGGUGCCCCCCUCGUCCAAGGACAAGCUGGGGGUGUGGGUGCACAAGAACAGGCUGAUAUUUUUUGGAGGCUAUGGCUAUUUUCCUGAAGGAAAGCAACGUGGAACAUUUGAAUUCGAUGAAACCUCUUUCUGGAAUUCAGGUCUUCCUAGAGGGUGGAACGACCACGUGCACAUUCUGGACCUUGAAACUUUCACUUGGAGCCAGCCUAUAACCACGGGGAAGACGCCGUCGCCUCGAGCCGCCCACGCCUGCGCCACGGUGGGGAACAGGGGCUACGUGUUUGGAGGCAGAUACAGGGAGUGCAGAAUGAACGACUUCUACUACCUGAACCUGGACACGUGGGAGUGGAACGAAAUACUCACCCAAGGCGUCUGCCCCGUGGGCCGAUCGUGGCAUUCCCUGACACCGAUCUCCUCGGAUCACCUCUUCCUCUUCGGAGGCUUCACCACGGACAAGCAGCCCCUGAGUGAUGCCUGGAUUUAUUGUAUCAGCAAGAACGAGUGGGUACAGUUUGAGCACAACUACUCCGAAAAACCAAGGCUGUGGCACACGGCCUGUGCCAGCGAGGAGGGCGAGGUGAUCAUCUUUGGGGGCUGUGCCAACAACCUUCUGGCCCAUUCCAAAGCUGCUCACAGUAACGAAAUCCUGGUGUUCUCCCUCCAGCCGAGAUCCCUGGUAAGGCUGUGCCUGGAGGCCGUGAUCUGCUUCAAGGAGAUGCUGGCCAGCUCGUGGCACUGCCUGCCCAAGCACCUGCUGCACAGCGUGAACCAGCGCUUCGGCAGCAACAACACCUCGGGCUCCUGAGCCGCCCAUUAAAGCCGCUGCUCCGCCCUCCGUGCGUGGCCCAUUAAAGCCGCUGCUCCACCCUCCGUGUGUAGGUAGUCGCUUCUCGCCCUCCCGUGCAUGUGAAUGGCCCAGAGAGAACCUCUUUGUGUGUGACACGUUCCAAUAAAUGUAUUUAAUGCCAGAGGAGCCCGGCCCCAGCUUCGGCUGUGCCCCGAGGGGUGAGGCUGACCCCAGAGCGGGGCUGUCCCUGGGGACAGGAGCUGGGACUGCUGAGCCCCCAGGGCUCCGGAGCGGUGCUUUAGUGGUGUUCAGCCCACGGCUGCAGUUCUGCCACAGAUGCUUAAGGUCAGAGGAGCAGGAUGUGGGAGUUGUCCCAGUGUCAGUCGAUAAACUGUUGUAAACCUUGAGAUGUUAAAGCACCACUACUCUCUGCUUGGCUGUAGUUUGGGUUUUUUUGGAAUUUUUAUGUUGUGGAAUUUCAAUUGUGAACCUUAGGUAGCAGAUAUUCUGCCCUGCGAGUGUAACUGAGAGUGCUUGUGCCUGUUCCCAGCCCUGUGGGGACACGGGGGACAGGGCCAGGCUGUGCUGCUGUGGGGAAGGGGGAAAUCAUGGUUUAAUCUGUCUUCAAACAACAAUUAAAAACGUUAACUUCUAGAACAA